CUCCACCUCCUCCAGGCUCUGAGGUGUUAAUGUAGUGUCUCGCUGACAGUGCUGCUUUUCCCAGUCUGAGAUCCAGUCCCAAAUAAACAAAGAGACACACAAAGAACUGAAGCAUGUGGGGGAGAGAAAGGUAGCUGCCUUUGCAAAAACAAACCAUGUCGAUGCUACGCUGCUGCCUCCCUGCUUCUCUGAUUCUCACAUUGGGGGAGUAAGAAGGAAACGCACACAUUGGAUUUCUUAUCAUAUAGGAUGCUCACGUCUCUCUUCUCUCUGGCUGAAUCCGGAGAAAGGACUAAUGUACUUUCUUAGUGUGAAAAAUACCAACCUAAGACCCAGUCCUGAGUCACUGGAGACAUGAUAUCCUAAUUGCUCUCGCCACAUGGAAUGCAACCUGCUUGUGGAUUGGAGCCUCUGAAUAUUUGUACUGUAAAGAGAACCGAAACGGCUUUGCUUCAUUUUUUAUGUAUGUCUUUUUCUUUUUUUUCUCUUUUUUUUUAUUUUUGUUGAGUUGCACGCAGCUGUGAUUUUUGGCAUCUGAAAAAGAGAUGACCCAGGAACAGCACACUCAUAGAAACAAUGCCUCUCAAGAACCACACGUGUACAAAGUUGGGAUCUACGGCUGGCGAAAGCGCUGCCUGUACCUCUUUGUUCUGCUCCUUAUGGUUUUAAUUCUGGUCAACCUCGCUCUGACGAUCUGGAUCCUCAAAGUCAUGAACUUCACGAUCGAUGGUAUGGGUCACCUGCGCAUCACUGAAAAGGGGCUGACACUGGAAGGGGAUUCGGAAUUCCUAAAACCUCUUUAUGCCAAAGAAAUCCAAUCCAAACCAGGUAGCCCAUUGUUCCUCCAGUCCUCCAAAAAUGUAACUGUCAACAUUCUCAACAGUAAAAACAAUGUGGUAACUCGACUAGUGGCAGGAUCUCAUGGCAUUGAAACUCACGGUGAGUUGUUGGAGGUAAAGUCCAACACUGGAAAGCUUCUGUUUUCUGCUGAUGAACAGGAAGUUGUGGUUGGCGCUGACAGGCUACGAGUAUUAGGUGCUGAGGGAGCUGUGUUCAGCAACUCGAUAGAAACGCCUCAUAUCAGAGCGGAUCCUUUUAAAGAACUCAGGCUGGAGUCCCCAACUCGUUCUUUGUUUAUGGAGGCUCCAAAGGGGGUUGAAAUCAAUGCAGAAGCAGGGAACCUUCAGGCAACGUGCAGAAGUGAGAUGAAGCUGGAGUCUAAAGAUGGAGAGAUCUCUUUGGAUGCUAACAACAUCAAGCUACCUCGGCUUCCCAAGGGGACCUACUCUGCAGCCGGAGCCAAGCAGAAAGUUUUCGAAGUGUGCGUGUGUCCAAACGGACGGCUCUUCUUAUCCCCCUCUGGGACCGGCUCAACCUGCCAGAUUAGCUCCAGCGUCUGCCUCUGAAAACAGACAAACAAACCGAGAAAUCUAAACGCGGCAGAGGGGCCUGUGUGGCACCAAACAGGCUUCUCAAAGCAGUCAGUGGAGAGAGAAAGAGCCGUGGGGGUGAUGAGGAGAUGCUCUCUGAGACACUGCGCGCGCGUGUGUGUGUGUGUGUGUGUGUGCGACAGCUGUUACCAGCACUCCUCUUGAACAAUGUUUCAGUGCAACAAUAACAAGGGUGAUCACCUUUUUAUAAAUGGAAUUGGAAAAUUAUUCAACUUUUUUUUUUCUUACUUUUGCUGUUUGUCUGAAUAGCAUUGUCCUUUUGCUGAAGAAGCAGAGAAGCUUGGGUUACGGAAACAAAAAAUAAUAAUAAACUGUAAAUGUUUUGAAAAGAAACAGAAAGAAGAAAAAAGAGGAAAAGGUCAAUCAUUUGUGUUCAACAACAGAAUGUUUUGUUUUGGUUUUUUUUUUGUUUUUUCGAAACAAAAUAAUAAUUUGGCAAAAUGGAAACAUUAAUCAUACAUGAAGUUGUGGAAUUUUAUUUUGCAGUUCAUUGAAUUUAUAAUACCACCAUUCCUUAUUAUAUUAAUUUUAUUGAGCAGCUCAUUCAAUUUAUAAUACCACCAUUCAUUAUUAUAUUAAUUUCUUUGUAAUAUACUGUGCUACACAACUGUCCUGACCCCAAGCCUAACCGGGACAUACAGCCUCUCGUUAUUAAUCAGACAUUUUUAUAGCUAUAAAAAGAGAAUGCUUUCAUAGCAAAUUGGUGCAGUUAAUGUUUUUAAAUUAAUAUCCCAAAGAAAUGGAUCUACUGCACCCUCAGCUCAGUGUUUUGUGAUGCUAAGUGCUCCUCAAAUACGUAUUCAUACAUAGGGUUAUCAGAGAACUGGGGCCGUGCCGAUCGGAAACAGUAACAACGUUAAACCAUCCUGGUUUUUUUUUUUUUAUUGUAUUCACAUUAUUUUUAAAAAGUACAAAACUGUAUCACCCUGCUCAGCAAGUUAACAGCAGAGUGAGUUAUUAGGUUGUGUGUUAGCGCCAUUCAAAAAGCAAAUAAACAAUCUUGCGCAUUAGUUCUUUCAUAAUUCUGACUAUGUGUUCAUCACAUGUUGCAAUGGUAAUAGCUGAUCUAUUUUUUUGUAAUCUGGCUUUUUGUACAUUUAACAUAUUUUGAUUAGAUGACAAUGGA
Polyodon spathula (Mississippi paddlefish) is the source of this 2577-nucleotide messenger RNA. It is a transcript of the gene sgcd, whose product is annotated as sarcoglycan, delta (dystrophin-associated glycoprotein). Gene Ontology annotation, cellular component: sarcolemma; sarcoglycan complex. Lineage: Eukaryota; Metazoa; Chordata; Actinopteri; Acipenseriformes; Polyodontidae. The coding region runs from base 546 to 1406 and encodes 286 amino acids. The transcript is spliced from 8 exons. The record is from RefSeq and is a predicted model, not a curated record. Gene Ontology annotation, biological process: cardiac muscle tissue development; heart contraction.